GUGGCCCCACGUCCGUUCAGUCCGCACUCACUCGCUGUCGUCGCACGUCCGUAUUACGCAGUUCAAAUCCGUAGCGCGGCCGUCGUCAAUAUUAUUGUUAUUAUUAUUGUAUUACAAUAUUCAAUCGGACGCGCUCGGCGAAUACCGUACGUGUACACAUCGCGUUCGUCCGCAUCAAGUGUGUUACGUUAGCGCAGUCGCUUAAAGGACGAUCGAGCGAAUCCCUUUGGCCGCGUAACCGCUGUCGGCGCGGGGGAAAAUGCCGCGCCCGAGUCGCGACUCGUACGGCGACCAGAAGCCGCCGUACAGUUACAUAUCGCUGACGGCCAUGGCCAUAUGGAGCUCGCCGGAGAAAAUGCUGCCGCUGUCCGACAUUUACAAGUUCAUCAGCGACCAGUUCCCGUACUACCGACGGAACACGCAGCGCUGGCAGAACUCGCUGCGACACAACCUGUCGUUCAACGACUGUUUCGUCAAGAUCCCGCGGAUGCCCGACCGGCCGGGCAAGGGCGCGUACUGGGCGCUGCACCCGGCCGCUCUGGACAUGUUCGAGAACGGGUCGUUGCUGAGACGCCGCAAACGGUUCAAGCUGGUCAAGUCCGACAAAGACAGAUUGGACAAUGAACUGAUCGCCCUGGCCAACAACCUGGCGCACAUGCAGCGCAACCAUCCGGCCAUGUCGUCCGGCGCGGCCUCAUCGGGUUCGCCGCGACACUCGUCCAUGUCGUCCGGCGCGUCCUCGGCGUCGUCGUCGCGGUGUUCGUCGUCGGCCGGCAGCCCGCCGCCGCCGUCGCUCACGUCCCAACACGCGACGCUUCACCAUCACGUCAACGACGGUCACCAUCACGUGCACCAGCACCAGCAGCAGCAGCAGAUCAACUCGGCCGAGCGCGGUCAUCACCGUCACCGUCGCGGUACCGCGGCCGCGCACCACAGACGUCAUCGACACGGCAUCACAGCAGUGGACGUGGACACCACUACCACCACGGCCACCAUCAUCAAGCCGUCGGCCAAGAGACCGUUCGACAUCGAGAGUCUCAUCGGACCGGAUCAGACGUCCGCGGAGUCACCGGCUGCGCCGCCGUGUUUGCGCGCCCCGGCCGCGGCCAACACCGCCUCGUCGUCGGCUGCCUCCGACGACACGGACGACGACGACAUCCUGCGCCGGUUCCCGUCCAUCGUGCCGGCCGCGUACCCGGCCCCGAUGAUGGUAUCGUACGGUCUGCACCAUGCAGCGGCGGCCGCGGCCGCAGCGAUCGCGUUCCAAGAUCAUCACCACCAGCAACACCUUCAGCGACAGCACCACCACCACCAUCACCACAGCCAGCUGCAGCAUUUACAACAGCACCAUCACCAGCAAUACUUACGGUACGCGGCGUCUUAUUUCCCGCACAACUGACGAUGAGCACGUCGUUGACCCCCUCCCCCCCGCGUACAGGUGCCGUGGGUUCGCGCCGUGUAAGGUUAUCGCGGCAGCACUUCGGACUCCCGGCCGCCGGUAUGGUGUUACGCGGAUCGCGCGCGCUGAAACGCGUAACAACGUAUCGAUAAUGUUGUUAUGAUUUGAUAUUUUUUUUUUUUUUAAAUAUCGAUAUGAUCUCGUGCGAUCAUAAUUCGCGAACUCGGUUCCGCGCGCGUACGUGUGCACCCUGUACACACCGCGCCUGCGUGUUUCAUUUAAACAGUGCAUCGGUACACGCACGAAAAAAUCGCCGUGAAAAGAAUCAUUUUCGGCAAGUGGUCCGAUCGGCUUUCGUGUCCCAUAAAGUACGUGCGAGUACCCGGUUGUGCGCGAAACGAACAACGGCCCCAUUGAAAUUUGCAAAUAUUCCAACAGUUAAUUUUCAACGCAAAAACUUUGUACGGAAAAAAGAAAAGGAACUGACUGGGACUGCUCUUGCCGUUUGAAUUAACUCCAUCGGCAUUAGCGCCGACCUGACACGUAAAUAUUAUGUUAUAAUUUUGUACACAUCGUUGUGCGCAAAACACAUCGAUCGAUGAUAUAAAUAAUACGUUAUUUUUUUUAACCGUUCUUUUUUCGACUAAAUUUUGCUUUUUUUUUUUUCUCUUUCGUGUUUCCAUACUUAAGGACUGUUUACAGAUCAAACAGUUUACCCAAAUACUAUCAUAUUUAUAUUUAUAAAUAACAUUGUGUUUACAACGCGUUUGUCAAGUAACUAUAUAUGUAUAUAUAUUUAUGGUUAAUUAUACAUCACAUAACAUUGUGUGCGUGUAAAAAAUAAAAAUAUAAAGUACUGAACAUAAAAAAUAAGUAAAUAGAUAUUAAUGUAGUUUUUAGUGUUCGUUUUGCUGUGAUGUAGUUUUUAAUGUGCAGUAACAAUUAUAUAGGUAUAUUAUAUAUAAUAUUUUAAGUUACGAUAUUUUGUUUUUGGUUGUGGUAGGGGGGUUGCGCGUUUGUAAAAUAAAAAUAGAACAAACCGAACGCGAUUAAUAAUUGUUUAUAUCGUUAGUGCGACGUGUAAACGUAAUGUAGUAUAUACAUAUACUCGUAUUAUGCUAUAUUCAUACGUACUGUACCUGUAUGGGCGGUAGUAUCACUCAUUAUCAUUAUUUUUAUUAUUAUUAUUAUUAAUAUUAUUAUUACCUAUUAAAUAUUAUGAUUUGUUUUCAGU
This is a messenger RNA of Sipha flava (yellow sugarcane aphid), 2633 nucleotides long. RefSeq names its product forkhead box protein B2-like. The transcript is spliced from 2 exons. Gene Ontology annotation, molecular function: DNA-binding transcription factor activity, RNA polymerase II-specific; RNA polymerase II cis-regulatory region sequence-specific DNA binding. The record is from RefSeq and is a predicted model, not a curated record. Bases 260 to 1399 code for a protein of 379 amino acids. Lineage: Eukaryota; Metazoa; Arthropoda; Insecta; Hemiptera; Aphididae. Gene Ontology annotation, biological process: cell differentiation; anatomical structure morphogenesis; regulation of transcription by RNA polymerase II.